UGUGUUUGAAAACUUUUCAUUUAACACCCUUUCUGUUUCUCCCUCAUCAUCAUAUUAUCACUGAUUGCGAGGAUUUUCAACAGUUGAAAUUCAUUCAUGGCACAAGCUAUAGAGGAUUGGUACAAACAGAUGCCUAUUAUCACUCGCUCGUACCUCACCGCAGCCAUCGUAACCACCAUUGGUUGCACCCUCGAGAUUAUUUCCCCACAUAUCUUGUACUUGAAUCCUAAACUUGUCGUUGAGCAAUUACAAAUCUGGCGCCUGAUCACCAAUUUCCUUUAUUUCCGAAAUUUGGAUCUGGACUUUCUGUUCCACAUGUUCUUUCUGUCUCGAUACUGCAAGCUUCUAGAAGAAAAUUCGUUCAGGGGAAGGACUGCAGAUUUCUUUUACAUGCUCUUAUUUGGUGCAACUGUUUUAACCACUACUGUACUUAUCGGAGGGAUGAUACCUUACUUGUCGGAAUCUUUUGCUACGAUUUUUUUUCUUAGCAAUUCGCUAACUUUCAUGAUGGUUUAUGUAUGGUGCAAGCAAAAUCCAUUAAUUCAUAUGAGCUUCUUGGGCAUCGUUACUUUUACAGCAGGUUACUUACCAUGGGUUUUAUUGGGAUUCUCUGUUCUUGUUGGUGCUAGUGUUUGGGUGGAUCUACUUGGAAUAAUAGCUGGUCAUGCCUACUAUUUCCUAGAAGACGUUUAUCCGAAAAUCACUGGUCGUCGACCCCUAAAAACCCCAUCAUUUAUCAAAGCCCUGUUUGCUGACGAACCUGUUGUAGUAGCCCGCCCAGCAGAAGUAAGAUUUGCAGCCCCUGCAGUUGAUGAGAUCGGACAACGAUGAUUUAUGAUGAAAGUUUUUUUUUUUUUUUUUUUUUUAUAGAUGGAAUGGUAGUUUUAUACUCGAAACACAUAUAAUCCGAUGAUGCUUUGUAAAAAAAAUAUGUUUUGAGAAUUUAGUAUAAUGAAUAUUUGGGUAUUAUUGUUCUUUA
Molecule: messenger RNA, 979 nt
Organism: Helianthus annuus (common sunflower)
Lineage: Eukaryota; Viridiplantae; Streptophyta; Magnoliopsida; Asterales; Asteraceae
Product: derlin-2.2
Exons: 6
Coding region: 97-831 (244 amino acids)
Biological process (GO): endoplasmic reticulum unfolded protein response
Cellular component (GO): endoplasmic reticulum membrane; Hrd1p ubiquitin ligase ERAD-L complex
Molecular function (GO): misfolded protein binding; ubiquitin-specific protease binding
Source: RefSeq, a predicted model, not a curated record